Chlorella variabilis is the source of this 1731-nucleotide messenger RNA. RefSeq lists its product as hypothetical. Lineage: Eukaryota; Viridiplantae; Chlorophyta; Trebouxiophyceae; Chlorellales; Chlorellaceae. The coding region runs from base 1 to 1731 and encodes 576 amino acids. The transcript is spliced from 5 exons. The record is from RefSeq and is a predicted model, not a curated record.
AUGCCAGGGGAGCAGCCCUGGCUCAGCCCCAGCCCUAGCAAGGGCAGCCCCGGCGGCGGCGACGACGCAGGCCGCGCCGGCGGCGGCUCCCCCGCGCCGCUGCCCCUGGCGGCCCAGCCGCACGACGGCGUGAGCGCGGAGGAGGCGGCGGCGGCGGCGCGGCAGCACGUGGCCGCGCUGCUCGCGCGCUACUCGGGCCUGCGCUUCCGCGGCGACGGCUCGGGCUACAAGCUGCCCUGGGACGUGCGCCUGCGCAUGCCGCCGCGUCCCGGCGAGAAGCGGGCCAACGUCGACAUCUCUCGGGUCAAGACGGCGGAGGAGGGCGCGGUUGCGUUUGACAUUGGCACCGCCUGGCGCCAGCUGCACCCCACCGCGGGCGGCGGCGCGCCCCGCGAGGACGAAUACAACUUCCCGGUGCAGAGGUACAAGGACGACAAGGAGCUGUGGGGCAGGAUCCGGGCCGCCCGCAGCCUGCCCCAGCUGCGCACCCUGCUGACCCACAUGCGCGACACGUGCCAGCUGGAGCGCAUCGCCGCCGCGCUGCUGGGCCAGGCGCCGCCGGCGCGGCCGCCGCCGCCGCGGCACACGCCGCCGCAGGAGCGCGAGCAGCAGAGCCCAGAGGUGGCGGUUGCGGCGGCGGCAGCCGCCGGCGGCGCCGGCGGGCGUGCGCCUGCCGGCAAGGCGGGGGCAGGGGCCAAGCGGCAGCUGGAUGGGGGCAAGGCGGGGGCGGGCGCGGGCAGGGGGCCCAAGCGUGCCGCCCACGCGGCGCACCCGCCGGGACCCCUGCAGCACCACCACGUGCCGGCAGCCGGGAUGCUGCCGCCGCAGCAGGCACAGCAGGCGCAGCAGGCGCUGCAGUGGGCCGUGCGGCAGGCGGGCGACGCCUCGGGGCCCAAGCUGGCUCGCCUGGAGGAGCUGCGCCAGCACCUGGAGAGGCUGGUGGCAGAGCCGCCUCCUGGCAUGGCCCCCGCAGGCCAGCCUGCCAAGCCGCCGCACCCGCUGGCCGCCGCUGCGACGCCGGCGGCGAAGCAGCAGGUGGGCGUCGCAGCGGCGGCGGCGCCGCGCCAGUCGCCACCCUCGCCCAACGCCGCGCCCGCGCUGGCGGCGCUGGCGGCGCUGCUGGGGGCGGUGGGCGGGCCCAAGGCGCUGUCGCCGCCCAAGCAGCAGCUGUCGCCGCCGCAGUCAGCGGCGGCGGCGUCGCUGGCAGCCUUGGGCCAGGCGCUCGCCACGCUGGCGGGCCCGGCAGCCCCGGCCCAGCAGCAGCAGCAGGCGGCAGCGGCUGCGCCCCAGCCAGCCUGGCAGCAGCAGCAGGCGCCCCAGCAGCAGCAGCAGGCCUCCUGGCCACACCUCAAGGCCGCCGCAGGCUUUGCGCAGGCGGCGCCGGCGCCGGCGCCGGCCUGGCCUGCCGCCCCUUCCGCCGCCGCGCCGGCGGCGGGCGCCUGGGCGGCGCCGCCGCAGCGGCAGUCGCCGCCACAGCAGCAGUACCAGCAGCAGCACCAGCAGUACCAGCACGAGGGCCUGCUGCAGCUGCUGCUGCUGGCGGCGCAGCAGCCUGCCGCCGCCGCCGCCGGCCUGACCCCCGAGCUCGCCGCCGUCUACCUGCUGGCCCUGCAGCGCGUGCCGGAGCCGAUGCAGCGGCAGCAGGCCGGCAUCAUGGAGCUGCUGCUGCAUGCGGAGCAGCACAGCAGCGCGGUCGCCAUCGCCACCCACAUGGUCAAGUCGGUACUGUAG